GCUCAAAGGUACUCCCCCUCCACAGCUUACGUUUUUGCCCCUUAUCACAGUCCCUCUAUCUUGUAAGCGCGAGUAUUUAAGGGUUGCUUGAAUGUUUGUAGACCUUUUAACUGAACAGGCACCUCUUCAAUCCCAAGUCGCGGAGAAGUGGCUUAUGACCGUCUGCGUUCAAUGUCCUCUCCAAUGACUGUCUUCAAUAUGGACACCUCUUACCUAGCCUUGCCCAAUAUGGGACUGGAUCUGCCCCUCUACGGGAUCGUCCUGGUUGCGAUAACAAGUGCAUUUGCCAUUCAAGCGUUUUAUCGCCUUUACUUUCACCCUCUGGCGAAGAUUCCUGGUCCCAAACUCACAGCUGUUACCUCCCUGUAUGAGUUUUACUAUGAUGUGAUCUGUGGAGGCCGAUUCCUCUUCCAGAUCGAGAAGAUGCAUGAACAAUAUGGACCCAUUGUUCGGAUCAAUCCACGCGAAAUCCAUAUCAUAGAUCCCUCAUUCUACCAUGAGAUCUACGCCCCAUCAACCCGCAAGCGCGACAAGGAGCCCUCCUUCGUCAACACGUACGGUGUUCCUUACGCAAUGGUCUCAACCGUCAAGCAUGACCACCACCGUUACAGACGCGGUCUGCUGACUGACUUCUUUUCCAAGCGCUCCGUGCUGUCUCUGUCACCGGUAAUCGAAGCGCGAGUCGAACGACUCAUGGAACGAUUGGAGGAAUAUCACGAAAAUGGCCGCGUAGUCAAUAUCUGCAACGCCUUCGGUGCCCUAACGUCGGACAUCAUCACGCACUACUGCUACGGCAAGCACUGGGGGUUCCUCGAGGACGAAGAGUUCCGCAGUGACAUCCGGACAGCGACAAAUGACUUUACGGCCUUCAGCCACGCGAACCGCUUCUUCCCGUUCUUGACGCCCCUGCUGCGGAGUGUGCCUACGAAGAUUAUGGCUCUGCUUAUGCCAGGCAAGGCCACCCUGUUUGAGUUCGAGAGGUCGAUUUUUCAGCAUUUCUCGGCUGUCAUCCAGGGGAAGGUGUUUACCCUCACGGGAGACCAUAACAUUGUGAAAAGACUGCACAACCCGGAAAUUCCCGCCGAGGAGAGAACGCUGAGUCGUCUGCAAGACGAAGGGUUCACUUUCCUCGUUGCAGGCACGGAAACGACGAUGCGUGCUCUGUCUUUUGCCGCGUAUUACAUUUAUCAGGACCGUGCGAUUCUGGAAAAAUUGCGGAGUGAGCUCAGAGAGGUGUUGCCUACACCAAACAGCAAAACAACAUGGCCCACGCUGGAGAAACUCCCUUAUCUAAACGCCGUGAUCAACGAAGCCCUGCGCCUCUCCAACGCUGCUAUCAUACGACUCCCUCGCGUGGCUCCCCACGAGACUUUGCAAUACAAGGAGCAUGUCAUCCCUCCAGGGACCCCGAUGAGCACCUCCAUCUAUUUCGUCCACCGCAACCCAGCCAUCUAUCCGGACCCGCAGAAGUUCGACCCGGACAGAUGGAUCAAGGCGGCUGAAACAGGCGAUCCUUUACACCGAUAUCUAGUCCCGUUCACCAAAGGGAGUCGAAUCUGCAUUGGAAUGAACCUUGCCUUUCUGGAGAUGUACCUAGCAAUCGCAUAUUAUAUUCGCCGAUUUAACUUGGAGAUCUGCGACACUGACCCCGAGAGCAUUCGGGUCACGCGCGAGAGGGUAGUCGGGUUUCCUGAACAUGGUGGAUUGCAGAUUAAGGCGCGGGUUACAGCUGUGCUGGAGGAUUGAUGUUCUUUCUAUCUUGUUUUCGUUUUUAAUUUUGGGGGGGGGGCAUCUUUAUCAUCUAGUCAGUUCUGAUUUGUAUCAUUGCGCUGUUUUGUAUUGCAUUCACUGACUGAACCCCAUGCUGUUAUCCUGUCAGAUUCUAGAGCGUGUAGAGCAUAGCGUCACCCAUCCAGUUUUUUUUCAAAUUAUCA
Molecule: messenger RNA, 1934 nt
Organism: Aspergillus campestris IBT 28561
Lineage: Eukaryota; Fungi; Ascomycota; Eurotiomycetes; Eurotiales; Aspergillaceae
Product: cytochrome P450
Exons: 5
Coding region: 184-1746 (520 amino acids)
Molecular function (GO): iron ion binding; monooxygenase activity; heme binding
Source: RefSeq, a predicted model, not a curated record